AUGUCAACACAAUAUGAUGCGAUUGGUGCCAAUUAUGACCUUCUUUCCGAUCUUCCAAUUCAGCAGAUAAAUCAUGCAGCUAUGAUGGAACACCUCGGCCCCAUUGUUCAAUCCAAAAGAAUCCUUGAACUUGCGUGUGGAACAGGCUUCUAUACUUUCAAAAUGUUGAAUAUGGGCGCUUCCCAUGUGACUGCGGUUGAUAUCUCAUCCGUUAUGGUCUCUGCUGCUCAAAGCAAGACUCCAUUUCAGAUGAAAGAUCAUGUCGCUUUCUGCACUGCGAAUUGUGCUCAAUCAUCUAUGUGGAAUGAGGUCCAGCUUCGUGGCAAAGAAGGAACUUAUGAUGUCGUUGUCGCAGCUUGGUUGUUGAAUUAUGCAGAAACACAAGAGGAGAUGCGAAAAAUGUUUGAAAAUAUAUGUUUGGCCCUGAAGCCUGGAGGAAUCAUGAUCGCAAUGACUGUUAACGCGCCAAUUACCGACAGUUUUCAACCAAGUGACCCACUCAACCAAAGAGAGGUAUCUCUUGGCUCAGUCUAUGAUGUUAUUGGGAUCGUCGAGGGCGGAUACAAGAUGCUUCUCUCUAGUGUGGGAACGGGUGGGAACGACGUUAAGUUCGAAUUUUAUUUCUUGCGAGAGGAAGUUUAUCGUCAGGCAGCUGCUAAAGCAGGCAUGGGUCAGCUCGAAUGGAAUGUGGUUUUCCCAGGCGAAAAGCACCUUCAAAUGCAGGACCCGGAUUUUUGGCAGCCAUAUUUUGAUCGUCCUAGAAGUGCUAUUUGCGUUUCGAGAAAGCUAGAGUAA
Messenger RNA from Botrytis porri, 795 nucleotides. RefSeq lists its product as uncharacterized. The record is from RefSeq and is a predicted model, not a curated record. Bases 1 to 795 code for a protein of 264 amino acids. Lineage: Eukaryota; Fungi; Ascomycota; Leotiomycetes; Helotiales; Sclerotiniaceae. Gene Ontology annotation, molecular function: mRNA 5'-cap (guanine-N7-)-methyltransferase activity. Gene Ontology annotation, cellular component: nucleus. Gene Ontology annotation, biological process: 7-methylguanosine mRNA capping. The transcript is spliced from 2 exons.